Molecule: messenger RNA, 1059 nt
Organism: Malaya genurostris
Lineage: Eukaryota; Metazoa; Arthropoda; Insecta; Diptera; Culicidae
Product: alpha-ketoglutarate-dependent dioxygenase alkB homolog 7, mitochondrial
Exons: 5
Coding region: 40-813 (257 amino acids)
Biological process (GO): DNA damage response; fatty acid metabolic process
Cellular component (GO): mitochondrial matrix
Source: RefSeq, a predicted model, not a curated record
AGUGCAGUAGAUUUGAAGUACGAAAAUCGGAAAACUCAAAUGUUUCACAAGCAAUUUAUGUGUCGACUGGCAAGCAAAGUUAAACAGUUAGCCGCCGGACGGUCGUCUCUUAAAAAUCGGUGUUAUGUAAAUAGUGUUCAGGAUUCGUCGAACAUUGCAGCAAAUCAACUACAAUGUAUCCCGCCCUACCUAACUCUACAUGGCACAUGGCCGGUAGAUGAUCGAUCAAGCUUCCUUGCAGACAUGACCGUUAUUCCUAAUUUUAUCACUGAAACAGAAGAGAAAACACUGUUGGAAGAAUUAGAACCAUGUCUCAAACGCAUACGGUAUGAGUUGGACCACUGGGAUGAUGCCAUCCAUGGUUACCGAGAGACGGAACGAAAACACUGGUAUCCCGCUAAUCGGAUCAUAUUCGACCGACUGAAACAAAUGGCUUUUAACGGAGAAACAUUACCGUACAUUCAUGUGUUAGAUUUGACCAAAGAAGGUGUCAUCAAACCACACGUGGAUAGUGUUAGGUUUUGCGGUUCAACAAUUGCUGGGGUUAGCCUUUUAACAGACGCCGUAAUGAGACUGGUCAGAACCAACGACGAGGAGCAAACCAAUGAGGAUUACCGGCAAAUUUUUGCUACCAGUCGGGACAGUAAAUAUUGGGCAGAUAUUUUACUAUCACGGAGAUCACUCUAUAUUAUGAAAGAUUCAGCUCGAUAUAAGUUUACCCACGAAAUACUGGUUGGAGACGAAUCUGUCUUUAAAGAUAGGAAAGUUGAUAAAGGACGGCGAAUUUCAAUUAUUUGUCGAAACGAACCGUAACAAAAUACCGGAAAUGUCUCUAGCUGUUUCAUGCAGUUAUAUCGAACCAAGAAAUAAAAAAAUGGACCUUGCGCCUUUAAGUCUUAGGUAUGGGAUUCUUAAAGUCGAUGGAUUAACACCACCUAAUUUGAAGUAAACAUCGAUCCAAGAGCAGUUUCAUUCUCUGGAACAGGAUGGAAUGGCUCUAGAUGUAAAUAAAUAAAACUAAACAAUUGUAAAUAAAGCUAGAUGCUAUUGUUCUAUUUA